Aspergillus viridinutans is the source of this 1080-nucleotide messenger RNA. RefSeq lists its product as uncharacterized. Lineage: Eukaryota; Fungi; Ascomycota; Eurotiomycetes; Eurotiales; Aspergillaceae. The record is from RefSeq and is a predicted model, not a curated record. Bases 1 to 1080 code for a protein of 359 amino acids. The transcript has a single exon.
AUGGAUGCCACUCAUAGUCUCCCUCACCGCGUGCUGCUGGUGAGCAUGCCUCGGACCGCGUCCAAUCUAUUAAUGAAAAUACUCGCCAUUCCGGAUCAGCCAGAUGUCCUGUCCAACGAACACGCCGGGUAUUUUUUCGCACCCGCAUCAGACGCCGUCCUCAGAGACGACCUCAUCAGCAAGCCCCUCGCACAGUGGACACCGGAACAAACACGCGAGGUCCAGGGAGUCCUUCAACAGUGCUUGGAGAGCAUGGAAGAAUGCUCGGCGCGGGCCCAUGAUGAGGGAAAGAUCUUCGUGAAAGAACAUGCCUCCUGGUUCAUGAACCCGGCCGCCUUCGGUAAGAUGUUGCAUGAUGGCGACGCCACCAACGGAGAUGGCUCGGCCGCUUUGAAGGCGGACAAUUACUACUCGUUGUUUCGGGUUUGUGUGGGUAGCGUCUAUGGCCCGCCGCAAGCCUUUUCUCUAAUGAAUGAAACUGUCCUCCCGGAUGGGUACCUGCGCACCUGGCGACUGGCAUUUAUUAUUCGGCAUCCCGCCCUAGUGUGUCCGUCGAUGUACCGGGCUUAUCGGGCUCUGAAGAAGCUUUAUCCUCCAGGGUCUGGUACCUCGGAUGGUAUGUCGCGGAGUUUUCUGAAGGUCAAUGUAACUCUGCGCUGGACGCGGAUGCUGUACAACUGGUGUGUUCGCCAGGAGGGACAGGCGCAUCCAAUCAUCCUGGAUGCCAAUGACCUGACCCACAAUAAAAGCUCUAUGGUAAAAUUCUGUGAGCUAACGGGGCUCGAUCCCACAGCCUUGAAGUUCGAGUGGGAAAGUGUCAGUGCUGAGGGUAAAGCCUCGUCUGGAGAUGAUGCUUCCAAGCAGCACUCCAUACGUCAGGAAGCUCAAGCUAUCAUGAAAUUAACUCUGAUGGGAUCCUCCGGGGUAGUGAAAGAGAAGGCGCCCAAGGUAGUGGAUGUUGCUUCCGAGGCGGACAAGUGGAAGCAUGAAUUCGGCGACGAGGAGGCAAGUUUUAUUCUUAAGAUAGUUCGUGAAGCAAUGCCCAAUUAUGAAUUUCUCAGGCAGCAGAGGUUAAUCUAA